This is a messenger RNA of Bactrocera latifrons, 668 nucleotides long. RefSeq names its product 39S ribosomal protein L55, mitochondrial (gene mRpL55). Gene Ontology annotation, cellular component: mitochondrial large ribosomal subunit. The transcript has 2 exons. Lineage: Eukaryota; Metazoa; Arthropoda; Insecta; Diptera; Tephritidae. Bases 238 to 567 code for a protein of 109 amino acids. Gene Ontology annotation, biological process: translation. Gene Ontology annotation, molecular function: structural constituent of ribosome. The record is from RefSeq and is a predicted model, not a curated record.
UCUUCAAACGUUUAUGUUUUUUAUUUAAAAAAUAUGUUUUUUUCUUUUCCCAUUAUAACAAACUUUUGUCACAUCCAGUACGAGUACGAUUGUGGACAAUCGCCCAUCUCUAAUUCGUUACUUUUUAUUAUCAUUGGCGAGUGAACAACCAGCUGUUUCCAAAAGCAGAAGAGUUUUUGUUAUAGAUUUACUUUGUGAGGCAUAUUUGUAUAAAAAUCGGAUUAGAUAAUAACAAAAAUGCUUCUAAAACAUUUAAUAAAUAAAGGUCAGCAACAGAUGCGUUGUAUUUCAUCCGCGUCCGCCGCUGUAACGCGACUACAUCGCUCUGUGUAUUGCCGCAUGUAUCCUACYGUGGUUGUGCAGCCUGAUGGUUCCACAAUUAACAUACGCUACCACGAGCCAAGGAAAAUAAUCAAGUUGCCAUUGGACCUUAGUACCUUAAGCGAAGCUGAGCGGAAAGCACGGUURGAAGCACGUAAGCCACGGAAGAAGGUCAAGAUUAUGGAGGAAGUUGAAGAUACCUUCAAUGCAAAGAAAUAUAUGAAAUAUAUUAAGAAGAAACAAUAGUUAAAUAUAUAUUGUUACAAAGUACGAUUGUGAAAUUGAAUUUCAUUAACAAGUUAUAAAAUUGGUUUUAACAUUAGAUGUUAAUUCCUUCAAGUCUUGUA